Molecule: messenger RNA, 869 nt
Organism: Drosophila suzukii
Lineage: Eukaryota; Metazoa; Arthropoda; Insecta; Diptera; Drosophilidae
Source: RefSeq, a predicted model, not a curated record
UUUUUCUUAGGUUGCCAGAAUAUUUUUGUCAAAAUUUCGACUUUUAAAUAGAUGUUCUCUCACCAUUGCGGAUUGACUAAGAACCGAGGAAGAAAUGCCGCUUAACUGGUACCUGUUGCAAACGACCGGGUCCAUGACCAAGGUCAACACCUACAUUCGAAAGUUCACGGAGGGAUCAGAGCGCAGCGGAGUGCUCAGUACAGCCCCCAAACUACCGAAGAAAAAAUCUGCCACUUUCAAGAUUUCGGAGUUGGAUCGCAUUUCAUACCUUUCAUCUUCUUCUCGGAGGAGCAGGGGGAUGAGCAAUCGUUCCAGUCAGUUAAAAGAGCCCAAGAGUCCCCAAACGCUGGAAACCUGUCCGUUGAAAUCGAAUUCCAUUCCCAAAAAGGAACCUGUUGUGCAGGAUUCUCCACGUAUGCGGGAGUUUUUUAAUGAGGUGCGAGAACGGGAGCUCAAGUGCUACUAUCUACAGAUGAAGGCUGCUCAAAGGGUUCCAGAUUUGUCCCAUUUGUGUUCAGAUUGUGGUCUGCCAAAGCGUGAUAAGAAGGAUCUCUCCCAGAAUAUUUACUGCACGGGGGAUGAGAACUUGAGGCGAAGUAAAACUCGGGCUGGUGAUCGGUGUGAGGAUCUUACUUGGUUGUGGAACUCCUCUUUGGUAUAUCCCAACUCUGGAAUGAGUUGUUAAUGCCGAAGAAGUGUUUCCAUCCAUGCGUGAUCUUUAUUCACAGGUCAUUGUGCGAAAUAUGUAAAUCGUUAAGCUAAUACCUAGCUAGCGAUGCCUUUGCUGCCAACCUAUGGAACACCCUUUCCCUCGUAGUUUCAGUCACCUUUUGAAAUCCAAAUCGUUCGUACUGCACCCGACGGAGCAA